This is a messenger RNA of Exserohilum turcica Et28A, 3219 nucleotides long. RefSeq lists its product as uncharacterized. The transcript has 7 exons. Gene Ontology annotation, molecular function: antiporter activity. The record is from RefSeq and is a predicted model, not a curated record. Lineage: Eukaryota; Fungi; Ascomycota; Dothideomycetes; Pleosporales; Pleosporaceae. Gene Ontology annotation, biological process: proton transmembrane transport. Bases 1 to 3219 code for a protein of 1072 amino acids. Gene Ontology annotation, cellular component: membrane.
AUGUUUCGCGAAACCGCUCUCUUUGUCCUUGCCCUUGCGGGGCCCGCCCUUGCCCAAGUGACGGAGGGCUUCGAGAAUGGAUGGGACCAGACUGCAUGGCCGGUGUACGCCACCGACUGCAACCAAGGCGGCAAAGUCACCUUGGACUCGUCGACAGCACAUACGGGCAAGAACUCGAUCCGUGUCGAUGGUGCAGGCGGUUUCUGCGGCCAUAUCUUUGUUGGUACAAGCAAGGUACCCAGUGGCGAUGUCUAUGUGAGGACCUACAUGAAAGCAAGCAAGGCUCUCACCGAUUCGCACGUAACCUUCAUCACCAUGCCCGACUCGGCUCAAGGAACCAACAAGCACCUGCGCAUCGGAGGCCAGUCCAAGAUCCUCAUGUACAACCGCGAAACGGAUGAUGCUACGCUUCCUGACCUGUCGCCCAACGGCAUCGCGUCGUCGAAGCCGCUGCCUACCAACGCAUGGACAUGCUUCGAGUACCACCUGGGUGCCGACGGCAGCAUCGAGACGUGGCUGAACAACGUGACGGUUGCUGGGUUGACGGUUGGCAACGGCGCGCAGAACCCCAACUCGCAGGGAUGGAGCCGGAGUUCUGUGAAGCCCAAGAUCACCGGAGUAUACUUUGGAUGGGAAAGCUACGGCGGCGACACCAACACCAUCUGGUAUGACGAUAUUGUGGCCGGUAUCAUCAUCAUCUUCUGCCGCUUACUCAACUACCCGCUCUCCGCCAUCCGCCAACCACGCGUCAUUUCCGAAAUCAUCGGAGGCAUCGUUCUCGGGCCCUCGGUCAUGGGCCGCAUUCCAGGCUUCCAGGAAUCAAUCUUUCCCGCCGAAUCCAUGUCAAAUCUCAAUCUAGCGGCAAAUAUCGGACUUACCCUGUUCCUCUUCAUCAUUGGCCUCGAAGUCGAUCUCAGGUUUUUGCUCGGCAACUGGAAACCCGCCCUCAUUGUCGGAAUAGCGAGUAUGGCCAUUCCGUUUGGACUCGGUGCUGCUAUUGCUGUGGGACUGUACAAUGAGUUUAGGCAUGAGCAUGGCAUGGUCGAAAUUGAUUUUUCCGUUUAUAUGCUGUUUAUCGGUGUUGCCAUGGCGAUUACGGCGUUUCCGGUGCUUUGUCGUAUCCUUACCGAGCUGAAACUGCUCAUGACGCCCGUCGGUGUCAUUGUCCUGGCAGCUGGUGUCGGCAACGACGUUGUUGGAUGGAUUCUCCUCGCUCUCUGCGUCGCCCUCGUCAACGCUGGCUCAGGACUAACAGCACUCUGGGUCCUACUGACUUGUGCAGGAUACAUGCUCUUCCUUGUCUUCAUUGUCCGCCCAAUCUUCGUCUAUGUCCUGCGCCGAUCUCGCGCGCUUCAAGAUGGACCCAGUCAGGGUAUCAUUAGUCUUACUCUGCUCAUCGCUCUCGGCUCGGCCUUCUUCACCGGCAUCAUUGGCGUCCACCCCAUUUUCGGAGCUUUCAUGGCCGGUCUCAUUUGUCCGCACGAAGGCGGUUUUGCCAUCAAGGUUGCCGAGAAGAUUGAGGAUUUGAUCGGUGCGCUGUUCCUGCCUUUGUACUUUACUCUCUCCGGUCUAAACACAAACAUCGGCCUCCUGGACUCCGGAAUCGUGUGGGCCUAUGUCGUUGGCGUCGUGGCCGUGGCUUUCUUCUCCAAGUUCCUGAGUGCGGCGAUUGCGGCGAGGGGCAGCAAGAUGCUGUGGCGAGAAUGCUUCGCGGUGGGAUCUUUGAUGAGUUGCAAGGGUCUGGUCGAGCUCAUCGUAUUGAACAUUGGUCUCGAUGCAAAGAUCCUCAGUACCCGAACCUUUACCAUCUUCGUCGUCAUGGCUCUCGUGACUACGUUUGCCUCGUCUCCACUGGCAAUGUACUUUUACCCCCCAUGGUACCAGAAGAAGGUCGAGGCGUGGCGUCGCGGUGAAAUCGACUGGGACACGGGCAAGCCCUUGGAAGACUCGGAAAGCAGCAGCACCGACGUUGUGCAGUACGAAAAGAUGGCGGCAGAGAAGAUUGAAAGGAUGACCGUGUACCUGCGCCUUGACAGCAUGCCCAACCUCCUGGCCUUUACCUCUCUGUUUGGCGGAACCACGGAUAUCCCAGCCCCCAAGACGCACCCAUCCAAAGAAGUCAGCCACGGCACGAGCAAAGAGAUUGGCGAGAUCACCAUGACGGAAACUACUGCACUGGCACGCCCCGUGGAAGCCUACGGCUUACGUCUGCUCAACCUGACAGACCGUGGGUCCUCGGUCAUGCAGGUCUCGGAGCUGGAAUCCUACACGGCGCACGACCCGGUCGUCAACACGUUCCGCACAUUUGGCCGGCUGCACAACCUCGCCGUCAGCGGCGAAGUGCUCGUGGUGCCCGAAGCCUCGUUUGCUGAGACGCUGGCUACACGCGCGUCCGACUCGCAGUUCCUAGUGCUGCCGUGGAGCGAGACAGGCGGCAUGUCGGAACAAGCCAUUAUCCAGGACAAGGGCACCAAGAACAAGCUCCAGGCCUCGAGCUACAAUGCCUUUGUACACCAGACACUCGAGCACGCUACCAUUCCCGUCGCCGUGCUCAUCAACAAGAACUUUGGCGGCUCCAAGAACAAGGAGCAGCGCGCACAUCAGCAGCAGCGCCUCAAACUCACCCGCACUUAUAGUAACGUCAGUCUACGCAGUACGAGAGACAAGCCGGUUACCGCGCCCAUUGCAGACAAGAGCCACCAUGUAUUCUUCCCCUUUUUCGGCGGCUACGACGACAGGACGGCCCUGCGCCUCGUGCUGCAGCUAGCCAAGAACCCGCAGGUCACGGCCACAGUGGUGCAUUUCGACCUGGUAGCCUCUGUUUGGGCCUCGCUGCCUUCCAGCGCUGCUGCUGCUGCUGCUGCUGCCAUGUCGACGCCGGCAUCACGCGAGCAGGACGCAGCCUUCUUCGCGGCGCUUGGUGCCUCGCUUCCUGCGGACCUGGCCAACCGCGUCGUCUUCGAGACGGUGUCGUCGACGGCGCCCGUCGCCGAUGUCAUUGCCCGCGCGAGCAUCGAGGUGGGCCAGUCGCCGCGCAACGCCGGAGACCUGGUUGUGCUGGGCCGCAACGUGGCCAUGAACGGCGUCCUGGACAGGCCAGACAGCUCGGAUGAGAUCAAGGGCUCGUCGAGCGCAGCCGACACGCUGGGCGUGCUUGCGGAGCGCGUGUGGCAAGGCAAGCUGGGAGCUAGCGUGCUCAUUGUCAAGGCGGGCGUCUAG